UAAAAAUUAGGUGAAAUAAAAAUUGUGAUGGUGGUGAUUUCGACAACAAAGAUAAUGACAUUGAUGAUGUGAGGUCUAUUUUUUUCAGAUAUACAAAAUAUGUUUUUUUUGCCACUAUGGUGAUCACAUCUGCCAUUUAUGUUACUGUUAAAAUAUGCCAAUUUUUACAAGCUGGUCUUGGAGUCUCAGCCAACAUCCUCCUCCUUGUCUUCCACAUCUUCAUGUUCCUUCUGGAUCACAGGCCUAAGCCCACUGACCUGAUCAUCUGUCACUUGUCCUUUGUUCACCUAAUGAAACUCUUUAUUGAGCUGUCUUUAUUGUCUGCAGAAGUGUUGGAAUCACUGAGCUCUACGAAUGAUGUUGAAUGUAAGGCUUUAUUCUGCCUGAACAGGGUGACGAGGGGUCUCUCCAUCUGCACCACCUGCUUCCUGAGUGUGCUCCAGGUCAUCACCAUCAGCCCCAGCACCUCCUGGUUGGCCAGGUUUAAAUCUAAAUGCACAAAGUACAUCUUUCAUUCUUUUGUCAUCUUAUGGUUUCUCAGUUUGUCUCUCAGCAGUAACUGCGUAUUGUUUUCUGUCACAUCUUUCAACGUGACCCAGACCAAUCUACUGAAUGUCGGUAAACACUGCUCACUUUCCCUGGACUCCAUCAUUAGGGGGCUGAUCUUAGCAUUAACGAUAUCCAGGGAUGUCUACUUUGUCGGAGUCAUGCUGCUCUCGAGUGCAUACAUGGUGAUUCUCCUGUCCAGGCAUCAGAGGCGUUGCCAACACCUUCACAUCACCAGCUUCUCCUCAAGAGCCUCUCCAGAGAAAAGGGCCACCCAGACAGUCCUCUUGUUGAGAAAGAGAGUGCAGGAGCAUGAGCGACCAGGAGUGGCAGAGGGCAGAGAUAGAAGAAGACACUCCUCUGAGCACAGAGCCUGA
Lutra lutra (Eurasian river otter) is the source of this 923-nucleotide messenger RNA. RefSeq names its product putative vomeronasal receptor-like protein 4. Gene Ontology annotation, molecular function: pheromone receptor activity. Lineage: Eukaryota; Metazoa; Chordata; Mammalia; Carnivora; Mustelidae. Gene Ontology annotation, biological process: G protein-coupled receptor signaling pathway. The record is from RefSeq and is a predicted model, not a curated record. Gene Ontology annotation, cellular component: membrane.